This is a messenger RNA of Peronospora farinosa, 1659 nucleotides long. The record is from the annotation of a GenBank genome assembly. Lineage: Eukaryota; Oomycota; Peronosporomycetes; Peronosporales; Peronosporaceae.
AUGAGUUUUUCGAAUGGGUGGUUGGGCGGGUUUAAAAAGCGAUAUAAUAUUCGAUUGGGGAAUGCUGCUGCUGCAUCUGCAAUGGAUACUAUGAGCGGCGUAACUCUGACUAGUACUAUUCAUUCAAUCGAGCAGUUGCAAAGUGCUGCUCGUAUGUACGAUCCACGGGACGUCUAUUGUAUGCAGGAGACGGGACUUUUGUAUGAGUUGUCACCGGAAAAACCAGCUGGAAGAGGACGAGCUGCUAGAAAAGAGAAUUGUGAAGAAAGACUUACGAUUGUCUUUGCAGUAAAUGCUGAUGCUAGUGAUCGGAUGGAGCCCAUGUUUAUUGGACAGGGUAAAGUACCACAACUUAUUGAGGAACUUGAUGCAGAUUCACGUCAUUUUUACUAUCAAAACAACAAACGUGCGUGGAUGACACCCGUUAUGUUCCAGGACUACAUCUCGGCAGUUGACACGAGGAUGCGCGAUGAAGGUCGCUAUAUUCUGCUGCUCGUGUCUCCUGCACCGUCUCAUGUCUCGCUUGGGCUUGAGCUGACCAAUGUCCGACUGGAAUUCUUGCCGUUAUCCAUGAUGGAGCCUUUGUCCAUGGCAAUGCAAGUGGCCAUGCCCGUUAAUGCAGGCAUCAUUGCGGCGUUUAAGCGCCGGUAUCGGCGCUACCACAUGCUAUACGCGCUGGAUCGCUUUGAGGCAGGGCGACAGGAUGUCUUUCAUGUGGAGCAGCUGCAAGCUAUGCGUUGGGCGCGCCAUUGCUGGAAGCAGGAGUUGCCAGAGGAAAUCAUCCGCAAAUGUUGGGCUGCGACGGAGAUUCUCGUGCCCAAGCCGAACCCCGAAACGUUGGCAGCAUUCGAGUCGGUCGAAGAGGAUAUCGACAAGGAGAUUUGCGACACAGUGUCAGCACUCGACAUCUUGCGACCGCUGCCUAUUGAUGAAUUUGUGAGCCCUCGUGAUGAGAACGCUGGAAUUCACUGCGCCGGCCUGGAAGAAACAGAUUUUAUGUUUACUGUUCCAGACAACACUGGCUUUGAUAGCAAGCUCAAUGUAAAGAGGGUACCACCUAGUGUUAUGGAUGCAGCCAGGCAGCAAGGAGUGGCGCCUACCGAGUUGACACCGCGUUUGCAAGAGUUGCACGCUCGCAUUGAAGCGUCAGCAUCGUCGGCAUCGACGUUGGGUCUAGCGCAUAGCAUGCAUGCGGUUCAUUCGGGAGAAGUUUCGGCCUCCGUACUGACAUCUUCCACAGGGGUGGAAGACGUGCUUGGCUUGUCGACACCUUCCUCUGUGGGAAAGCCUGUCGACGGGCCUGCGACGAAUGAGCAACUGAUCGAGUGCUUUAAGGUGCUGCUGCCUGAACUGGACCGACUGCGUUUCGACGAUCACACGAAGAAGAGUAUACGCACUACUUUUCGUAAACUGAAAGAGACAGCCGAACAGCAAGCUCUGGACCGCAAACGUGGCACCAUGAAGAAGGCCGAGCCGCAUCAGCACUACCAACCUCAAAUGCAGCCUUCGUCCCAGGAGCAGCAAGCACAGGUAUUACAAAUCCAGCAAUUACAGCAGCAACAGAUACAGCAGAUGCAGCAGCAGCUUUUGAUGCAGCCAGACGUGGCGAUGGCAAUGACCACCCAGACGUCGCAGAUUGGCGAGAACACAGUUUUGUAG